Molecule: messenger RNA, 2833 nt
Organism: Sander lucioperca (pikeperch)
Lineage: Eukaryota; Metazoa; Chordata; Actinopteri; Perciformes; Percidae
Gene: kcnf1b
Product: potassium voltage-gated channel, subfamily F, member 1b
Exons: 1
Coding region: 145-1464 (439 amino acids)
Biological process (GO): potassium ion transmembrane transport; protein homooligomerization
Cellular component (GO): membrane; voltage-gated potassium channel complex
Molecular function (GO): voltage-gated potassium channel activity
Source: RefSeq, a predicted model, not a curated record
GCUGUGCCAUUCAGUGCUUGAAACAGUCUGAAGAGGAAACCUUUACGCGCCGAAAUAAUGGACAUCAAUUCUGGUUAGUAGGCUACGCUUUACUUUAACGUUAUAUGAUAGGCUACAUAUUUAUUCAGUCAAACAUUAAUUAAAAUGUGGACAGUUCCGAAGCCAAAAUAUAGAACUGGGCUGUGCGCCGAGGGGGAGAUUGCUGUGAACAUUGGCGGAGUCCGUGUGGUGCUUUUUGGGGAGGUUUUGAACCGCUACCCGGAGAGCAGACUAGCGGAGUUGUUGAACUGCUCAACCAAGAACCAUGAAGUUAUCUCGUCGCUUUGUGAUGACUUCGAUCCAUGCAGAAAAGAGUUUUACUUUGACCGAGAUCCUGAUGCCUUCAAGUGCAUCAUCGACGUUUACUACUUUGGUGAAAUCCACAUCAAACCCGGCAUUUGCCCCAUCUGUUUCAUCAAGGAGAUGGAGUUCUGGAAAAUAGACCAAAAUGUUUUAGACGAGUGCUGUAAAAGUUGCCUAAGUGAGAAGGAGGAGGAGCUGACAGAGAUUGCAAACAAAGUGAAAGUGAUUCUGGAGGAUCUGGAGGUGGAUGAGUGCAUUACGCGCACCCAGCGGUGCCAGAGGUUCCUGUGGAGGUUGAUGGAGAAGCCGGGUUCCUCCCUGCCGGCGCGCAUCAUUGCCAUCGCAUCCUUUCUCUCUGUCCUGGUCUCGGCGGUGGUGAUGUGCGUGGGGACCAUCCCGGAGCUCCAGGUGACGGACGUGGAGGGAAAACUGGUGGAGCACCCGAUCCUGGAGGGGAUCGAGACCGCCUGCAUGUUAUGGUUCACCGCGGAGUACUUCCUGCGCCUCGCCUCCUCUCCGAACAAGCUGCACUUUGCGCUCUCCUUCAUGAACGUCAUUGACUUCAUGGCCAUCAUGCCGUUCUACGUGGUCCUGUCCCUCACUUACCUUGGCACCACAUCCAUGAUGGAGCUGACUAACGUCCAACAAGCGGUGCAGGCGCUCCGCAUCAUGCGUAUCGCGCGUAUUUUCAAGCUCGCGCGCCACUCCUCCGGGCUGCAGACUCUGACCUACGCGCUCAAGAAGAGUCUAAAGGAGCUGGGGCUGCUCCUCAUGUACAUGGGCGUGGGGAUCUUUGUGUUCUCGGCGCUGGCAUACACCAUGGAGCAAAGCCACCCAGAGACCCUUUUCAGAAGCAUCCCGCAUUCUUUCUGGUGGGCCAUCAUCACCAUGACCACGGUGGGCUACGGAGACAUCUACCCCAAAACCACGCUCGGGAAGUGCAACGCAGCCGUGAGCUUUCUGUGCGGGGUAAUAGCCAUCGCCUUGCCCAUCCACCCCAUCAUAAAUAACUUUGUGGUCUUUUACAAUAAGCAGAAAGUGUUGGAGACUGCGGCGAAGCACGAGGUGGAGCUGAUGGAGCUGAAGUCUGGCAAGGACGCGCGCAGAGAAAGCAGGAAUUAAGAUGAGACUGUGGACGCACCAGCAGUUUGAAAUAAAUAAUAUAAGACUUAAUAAUAAUAAUAUAAAGACUUUUCCAAGAGCUUUUACUGCUGUCAUGCGGGCAAUUCACUACCUAUGAAAGGGUGAAAAUCAAAAGGUCACCUGUCCACAUCUAGUCUAAUGCACCACAAUAAAAACAUCUAAAGUAAAUGUACAAAAUUCGUUACGCAGAGACCUUUACAAUAAGACAUUGAAACUUUGCCUGGUCCUGCAGAAAACAUUGGCACAGCUCCAUGCAAUGACACUGUACAUAUAGCCCCGUCUCAUAGAUGUUGUCUUUGCAGCUGACUGUGACUGCCACGUGCUGCUUAUUACUGCAUGGUGCAGUUAUUUCGUUCCAUAACUCUUGUUGUGUGUUAUUAUGGAACAAUAAGUUGUGCAUGAAAAACCUGUGUACAGGGGCGAUUUUAGCCCUAAACUUGAUCCCGGCACCCAUAAAAUAUAAUUGCUUAAAAAAAAAAAAAAAAAAAAAAAAAAAGGAGUACUGAUCUAGGAAUAUCACAGCAUUGUGAAACUAAACCCAGAAUCUAGAUGCCGAGAUCAUUCAGAAAAAGAGCCAUUUUACAGAACAUAGUGCUUUACAGCCAAGGUCAAAAUCGCAUAAAGUUAUUGAAAGUGAAUUUUAGAAAUAUCUGCUUUUCCAUAGAUACUGUACAUAUCCAAUUUCAUUUGUAAAACCACCUCACCUUUGUAGUAAUGGCCCUGUGGUUCAGCAUUAAAGGAAGUUUUCUCAGAAUUGUUGGUGACUUUCUAGUUACAUAAUUCAUUGUUUCCCUACCACGAUGGUCCAAAAUUAUGUUAAAAUGCACAGUUAGCACAUUAGAAUAAUGUUUAAAAAUGCGUUAAAAGGGUGCCAGGCACCCUAAUGCUCUGAUCCUAGAAACGCCCCUGCCUGUAUGUACACUUGUGCAUAGAGAAUCAUUAAAGCAUCACCUGUAAGCUGUUGUAAGUUAUGGACAAGGUGACACUUGAGUCCAAAUUUCAAAUAUUCAUAAUAAUAAUAACAAUACAGAUAGUUUUCUUUGGAGGACAGUAGACUAAUCAAGUUGAUAUGUAAUAUAAUAAGGUGUCAGUGCUUUGGUGGAAAAUGUAUCAGAUAGGGACUUCAAUUGGACCAGUGUGGGUGGAUAAUCUUUUUAGAAAUGCCUAUUCAAAUUAGACUAAAAAUGAGUCAGAAAUUGCAGCCCCCACAUAACUGGCGUGUGAUUAGUCUCAGAUUACCCUAAAAUUGAUUAAAGGAAUAUUUUGUUUUCAUAUGUUGUAUUAUUUUGUGCCUUGUGUCUAGCAUGGUCAGUGGGUCCUGGGACAGAUAGGUAAAGGUGGUGGGGAC